This is a messenger RNA of Haliotis rufescens (red abalone), 2342 nucleotides long. RefSeq lists its product as uncharacterized. Bases 125 to 1816 code for a protein of 563 amino acids. NCBI's taxonomy places the organism in Eukaryota, Metazoa, Mollusca, Gastropoda, Lepetellida, Haliotidae. The transcript has 18 exons. The record is from RefSeq and is a predicted model, not a curated record.
GCCAUGUGACAUAACAUUUCGGUGCUAUGGAGACGGGCGUUAUAAAUAGGGGGACACACUGAUCUCAUUCGCAGAGUAUCCCCGUCCGGACAAAGAAACGGUUCUCAGGCGCACAUUACCAGUCAUGUUUAAAUUUGGCGUGAUGGUGCUUCUUCUGGUUUACUGUCCGCCAACAUCGGCAGACACGUGUGACUCUUGUAAAUCUACAUAUGGCACACCCGCGGCCGAUGCGAAAUGCGCUGCACUGAAGACGUACCUGACCUGUCUGGAGACCUCUGCAAAGGGAGACGCCGGUUGUCCUCUACCUGCUGCUGACGCCGUGACAAUAGAGACGGAUUAUACCGCAGAUACUUGUAGUACAUCAUUUACGGACACCUGUGUUUGUCAGAAAGAAUUCUGGAAGACUGACCAGAUCGCAGGUGAUGCAGCUGUUUGCAGUGCCGCCCAGACCUACAUCGCGUGCUUAAAGGGGAAGACAGCCCUGCCCUGUGAUGGCACCUCCAGUGUAAUAACCCUAGCUACCGGUGUAGAGACCAGGAUAAACGCACUAACAGGAUGUGCCAUCACCACCGCCUGCCAGUGUGAGAUUGACGCAGCUAAAGCAGACAUCUCUGAUGAUGCCAAGAAGUGCACUGCCUACAAAGCUCAGUUCGCAUGCCUCUACUCACUGACCACUGCACCCUGUGUUAGCGGUACUACCAUAGACGCUCUAAGGUCUGCUGCAGCUCUCUCUGUAACAUCUACAGCAUCUUGCACUGUCACCACCGCCUGCCAGUGUGAGCUUGACGCAGCAAAAGCAGACAUCUCCACUGAUGCCAAGAAGUGCAUUGCCUACAAGGCCCAGUUCGCAUGCCUCUACUCACUGACCACUGCACCCUGUGUUAGCGGUACUACCAUAGACGUUCUAAGGUCUGCUGCAGCUACGUCGGUAACAUCUACAGCAUCUUGCACUGUCACCACCGCCUGCCAGUGUGAGAUUGACGCAGCUAAAGCAGACAUCUCCACUGAUGCCAAGAAGUGCAUUGCCUACAAGGCCCAGUUCGCAUGUCUCUACUCACUGACCACUGCACCCUGUGUUAGCGGUACUACCAUAGACGCUCUAAGGUCUGCUGCAGCUCUCUCUGUAACAUCUACAGCAUCUUGCACUGUCACCACCGCCUGCCAGUGUGAGAUUGACGCAGCUAAAGCAGACAUCUCCACUGAUGCCAAGAAGUGCACUGCCUACAAGGCCCAGUACGCAUGCCUCUAUCCACUGACUACUGCUCCCUGUGUUGGCACCAUAGCUGAUCUAAAGACGGCAGCCGCUACGUCGGUAACAUCUACAACAUCAUGCACUUUUGAGGACACAUGUGUCUGCCAGAGAGCUUUCGAUGCUGCAGCAAAAGGGACUGAUGCAGAAAAAUGCACCGCUCAUAAAACUGAGCUGAGUUGCCUGAGUACAGCCCAAUCACCAGGCUGUGACGGUACUACGACCAAGAGCGCCAUUGCAACGACUUCUGAAACAACAAGAGCAGCACUGCCAGAAAGCGAUUGUCCAGCCCUUACUUCCACGUGCCAGUGUGAGGUCGGCGCUGCGAAGGGAGCCGCUGUCACUAGCGCCACAUAUUGCACUGUACUGACUACAUUGAAGACUUGCCUCUCUGCCAUCACCACCACUACCGAGGCAGGGUGUGCCAGCACCACCCAGGCAGCUCUUUUGACUGACACUAACACCAAAACAACCAGCGCCAUGUGUGGGAGUGUUGCAGAUCGCGUGACUUUUGCGAUGACGUCACUGGUCGUUUCAGUUCUUGUAAACAUGUUCCUGUACACGUAGUGGCCCUCAAUGUUGACACUUCCAACCUCCUGUCCGUUCAUUUAUACAUAGAUGUUUUGUGACAUAUUGAAAAAACGCUAGUUGUUUCAAUCUUUAUUUAUUUGCUGUUUCAUUUCAAUAUUCCAUCACCAGUUUCAAUUUGUAUCACUAAUAUUUGUUUUCCUAUAUUCGUUUCCAAUUGUCCAAGAAAACGGGUUGACUGAUUUGAGUAUCGACAUAAAGAAAUGUUUAAUGAAGCUUUCUGAAAAAAUAGGAAAUGUUUGUGUGACCGCUAUGUAUGACGUGGGCCAUACAUAACUCAUGUAACCACUGACGAACAAAAUGGGGUCAUACAAAUCCUCUGAAAUGUCCGAAAGGGCAUCUUUGGUUCCGGUUUUGAUAACUCUACGGCUUAUAUGCUGUUGUUCCGAUCGUGUAAAUCUGUAGGAUACUCACAUGACUCAACCCACGUGUUCCGUACCCUAAUGACGUGUUGAGUUAAUCCUUGUCGGGUGUUCCACCGAAAUAAACGGUACUGUUCACGAAG